AUGCCAAAACGCCACGCGUUCGUUUCAGUGUGGGCGCUUGCAGUGACCGUGACCUGCCAGGAGAACAAGAACAUCAUCACCUUGCGCGCUCGUGGUGUGUCCUGGGCCGCAUCCCAUGGGGACCUCUACGCUUCCAACGUGGAAUGCCUGCGGCACUUGGCGCAGCAAAUCGCGGGGCAGCUGAUGACGGUGCCGCAGAGCACCGGGAGCUUCGAGGGAUCCAUGGAGUGGUUUCGAUGUAUCCUGAAGGAAAGCUUCCAGCGCGACAGCGCCGUAGUCAUCGUCCUGGAUCGCUUCGAGCAUUUCUGCGGCAUGGCGCGGCAGACCUUGCUGUACAACCUCUUCAACUUGGCGCAGGAUCUUAGCGUGCGACUGUGCAUUGUUGGAGUGUCCGAGAAGUUUGACGUCACAUGCCAGUUGGAGAAGCGCAUUCUGUCGCGUUUCUCCAUGGAGUACCUCUUCGCCUUUCUGCCACGCGACGCGAAGGAACUGACACAGGUGCUCGAGUGCAAGUUGACGCUGCCGGAGGAUGCGCCGGGCUUCACCACGUCCUUCGUCUACGACUUCAACCAGCGCAUCGCCGAGGCGAUCGCCGCGAGGCUGCCGCAGUGGAUGCAGGAUAUCGAGCUUGGCAGAAAACCCACCUGGUUUCUUUGGCAGUGCUUACCCGUGGUGGGCUUCCUCCGCCGUGCCCUCGGCGACGCGCCGGAGGCCACCAAGCAGCGGACGCUGGGAGAAGACGCGCAGAGGCGGCGGCUCUUCCUGCGAGGCCUUGCGGAAUGCGAACACCUGGUGCUGCUGUCGCUCUUCAGACAGCGCGCAGCCAAAGUGCGAAGUUUGAGCACCGUGCUCUUCGAGUUGCUGCGGUUGGUGGAGUGCAAUGGCUCCCUGCUGCAAGAGAGACCUCUGGAAUUUCGGGAUAUGCUAAGCAAGGUGCUGGCAGGGCACACGGAGGAGUCGUUGAGCGCGGCUUUUUUUCGCCUCAUCAGUUACAAAUUGGUGGCCUUUUCCCCAGUGUCCAACAGUGAUGUUUCAACACGGUACCGCCCCUGCGAGAGCGAAGUGGAUGAGGAAUACCGGCAAUGGGUGGAGGAUAUGGCGAAGAAGCAGUCGGCCAUGUUGCACAACCCACUGAAGGAUCUGCCGGAAGCUGUUCAAAGCUGGUUGAGGACCGAAUGA
Cladocopium goreaui is the source of this 1179-nucleotide messenger RNA. NCBI's taxonomy places the organism in Eukaryota, Dinophyceae, Suessiales, Symbiodiniaceae. The record is from the annotation of a GenBank genome assembly.